This is a messenger RNA of Colletotrichum higginsianum IMI 349063, 318 nucleotides long. Its product is annotated as C6 finger domain-containing protein. Bases 1 to 318 code for a protein of 105 amino acids. The record is from RefSeq and is a predicted model, not a curated record. Lineage: Eukaryota; Fungi; Ascomycota; Sordariomycetes; Glomerellales; Glomerellaceae. The transcript has 3 exons.
AUGGCGACGGUCUUUCAGGUCACUGUUCACGUCCAUCCCCGGGAUGUUGCUAGAUUCUUGGAGGCGGCCGAGCCAACCAUCGAGAAGAUGAAGAGGGAGUCUGAGCUGAUGUACUUCGAGAUGUAUCAAAUUCAUGACUCUCCGGGCACGAUCACGUGGAUUGAGAAAUGGUCCGAACCUGUAGAUUGGAUCCUGAAACACCAAAUGACCAAGGAGUAUUACAACGCCUAUUUUGACGCGACAGAGCCCUUCUACGUAAAGCCGCGCGAACUGAAGAUUUUGAGUUCUUUGGGACCGCGGUACUCAUACCAGAAGUGA